Messenger RNA from Onychomys torridus (southern grasshopper mouse), 1632 nucleotides. RefSeq names its product protein phosphatase 1 regulatory inhibitor subunit 11 (gene Ppp1r11). Lineage: Eukaryota; Metazoa; Chordata; Mammalia; Rodentia; Cricetidae. Bases 286 to 666 code for a protein of 126 amino acids. Gene Ontology annotation, molecular function: protein serine/threonine phosphatase inhibitor activity; protein phosphatase 1 binding. Gene Ontology annotation, cellular component: nucleus. The record is from RefSeq and is a predicted model, not a curated record. The transcript is spliced from 3 exons.
UACGGCGGAACUAAUCUAGUGACGCCUGCGCUUUGGCCCAAGCGGUGCUGGGGAAGGGAAGCUGGUUUCUGCAGGAUGCGUCAUACCCGGAAGUGAAAGGCCGGAAGUGGGGUUGGACAGGUUAUCCCCAGGGGUGGGGAAGCAGAGGCCCUGGAGGAAGGGGGAGAAUAAGAAGCCAGAGGAUCCUGGCCACUACUCCGAACCGUGUACCCGAUCCCUUAGAUUUCAGAGGCGCAGAAAAAGGGAAGGGUGUCUCAUCCCGCUUCCUGGCUUUUCGCUUUAGCCAUGGCGGAGGCAGGGGCCGGGCUGAGUGAGACCGUCACUGAGACAACGGUUACCGUGACAACCGAGCCCGAAAAUCGGAGCCUAACGAUCAAACUCCGGAAACGGAAGCCAGAGAAGAAGGUGGAAUGGACAAGCGACACGGUGGACAAUGAGCACAUGGGGCGCCGCUCCUCAAAAUGCUGCUGUAUUUAUGAGAAGCCUCGGGCCUUUGGUGAGAGUUCCACCGAGAGUGAUGAGGAUGAAGAGGAAGGCUGUGGUCAUACACACUGUGUCCGGGGUCACCGCAAAGGACGGCGUCAUGCAACCCCAGGACCCACCCCAACCACUCCCCCUCAGCCUCCUGACCCCUCUCAGCCCCCUCCAGGACCUAUGCAACACUAAAUCCCUCUCACCUUUCAUGUGUCUGCCUGGCCCCAAAUGUAUCCAUCUGGCUACAUGGGGACUCAACCCAUGGUCUGAUCCCUUCUCCUGCCCCCUCUUUCCCUCUCCUGCCUGAUAGAGAAGAGGAGGAGGAGGGCGGAUAGAGAUCCUGGAAUUCUGACUUGCUGCUGUUCCAGAACCCAGGCUCCGGGUUCUCCCAGUCCCCUCUACCCUGCAGCCUGCCCCUUGCCCGGGAUCCAUCCAUGGCCCCAGGCCAUCCUUUUGUUCUCACUGCCAAACUACCUGUCCUGGGAUCCAGCUACCUUGGCCACCUGCACCCUUAGCUUGAGUCCCAAGCACCUAAACUGGGUUUUCAACAGUCCCAGCUUUCACUGCCAGGACCCCAGUCAGAUUCCAGGCAAUCUUGUACCCCAGCUCUGCAUAUUAAUCCUGGCCUACAGUUCUUCCACUUAUGCAGUUAUCCUAAAUCAGUCCUUGCCUGUGGGAUCUAAGGUUGUGGAGACCAUAGGGUUCCCCAGCCCUUCUCCUAAGCUUAAAAGGAGCUAGGAGAGGUCUUUAUCACACCUCUAGUGGGAAGUGGACCCCAAAAUAGUCAUGACCUGAAUAUAACCUUUCUGACAAAGCUGGCUCAGACCAGUGACUUAGAGCCAACGAUUUUCUCAGCCUUUAAUCUUUGAGCUUCAGCACUGUUGUCCAAGGGGCCUGGGUCCCUAAAAGGAAAGAGGGAGAGAACAGAGAUGAGGGGACAGGCCCCUGCAGUAUACUCCUACCCUUUCCUGCCCAGGCUUUGAUGUCUCUACCAACCCAGGUGUCUUGCUCUCUCAGCCCUCCCCAACUGGUGCUGGGAUCUGGGUAUUGUCUUCCAGGCCUCUAGCUGUGCACAGUACAGAGAUCAGCAAAACCCAUGCCACCACUGAGAUCUCAUUUAUUGCCACAGAUGCACAAAAUAAAUAACCCAACAUUGCA